Penaeus monodon (black tiger shrimp) is the source of this 492-nucleotide messenger RNA. RefSeq names its product collagen alpha-1(I) chain-like. Lineage: Eukaryota; Metazoa; Arthropoda; Malacostraca; Decapoda; Penaeidae. The record is from RefSeq and is a predicted model, not a curated record. The transcript has 5 exons. Bases 1 to 492 code for a protein of 163 amino acids.
AUGGUCCCAAGGGGUAAAGGUUUUGCUAUUGGGCCCAAAUUUAAUUUCGGGGGUCGGAAUUCCCCGGGACCCCUCGGGAUCCUCAUAGCGAUUCCCAAAUCCCACCGAGGAUCCCCUUUCCCGCCCCAAGAGGGUUUCCCCAACGCCCCUCACAGGUCGGGGGGAAAUUUGGCACCAAAACUGCCAGAGGGCAGUAAAGGAACGGGUUUGCGGGCCCCGGGAGCCAUGGGGUGGCUAACGCCGACGGGGGCGCCAGCCGAAAUCCACAAAGGGUCCCUUUCAUGGCGGUCCCCCAAACGGGGCCCUGGGCCCCCUCCCCAAAUUCCUCGCGACAGGCCCCUCUGGGGGUUUGCCCAAUCAGGGCCCCCAACCACCAUGCCUUUUCCCCCCAUAGAGAAAAACCGAGGGGUUGGUAAAUAUACAGGUAACGGGGUUGGGUCCCCAUAUGGGCCUAAAGGGUGUCCGGAUUAUGCAACCCCUUGCAGGUUUUAA